Messenger RNA from Gossypium arboreum, 4614 nucleotides. RefSeq names its product ABC transporter G family member 31-like. Gene Ontology annotation, cellular component: membrane. The coding region runs from base 204 to 4511 and encodes 1435 amino acids. NCBI's taxonomy places the organism in Eukaryota, Viridiplantae, Streptophyta, Magnoliopsida, Malvales, Malvaceae. Gene Ontology annotation, molecular function: ATP hydrolysis activity; ABC-type transporter activity; ATP binding. The record is from RefSeq and is a predicted model, not a curated record. The transcript is spliced from 23 exons.
AGAUUUCUAGAAGUUAGGAAAUCUCACGUUUACCACUUAUCUUUGGUGUAAAAAUGCAAGGGUAGCCUUGGUUUUUCACUACAUCUUCAAAAUUCCAGGGCCAACUAGCAAUUCUUUUCUCUAUAGAAGUUUAAAACUUAAACACUUUCCUUUUUUCUUUUAAACAUUUUACACAAAGAAAGAUACAUUGAGAGAGAUUGCCUAUGAGGAGAUCGAAUGCAAGCGACUAUUUUGAGUUUGAUACAGAAGGGGCCAAUGCUGAGUCAUUUUAUAGACCGUCAAACGCAGAGGUGGUUCUGCAAGAUGAGGAAGACCUUAUGUGGGAAGCAAUCUCUCGAUUGCCAUCAAUGAAACAAGGGCGUUUCGCAAUUUUGAAAAGGACUUCGUCGGAGAUUGAACAUGAUACAGAAGGAGGAGAAAGAGAAAGUGGAACUGCAGAGACGAUUGAUGUGACGAGGCUUGAUCGAUCUAGAAGAGAACUAGUUGUAAAGAAAGCAUUGGCUACCGAUGAUCAAGAUAAUUAUAAGCUUCUCUCUGCCAUUAAAGAUCGCCUUGAUAGAGUUGGAUUGGAGGUGCCAAAGGUUGAAGUAAGGUUUCAGAACUUAAACAUCGAAGCCAACGCUCAUAUUGGGUCAAGAGCUUUACCUAAUUUACUCAAUGUUACUCGCGACUUCUUCGAGCGUAUCCUAAUAGGAUUGAGCAUUUUGCGUCCUAAUAAAUGUCGGUUACACAUAUUGAAAGACAUCAGUGGUAUUGUUAAGCCAGGAAGGAUGACGUUGCUUUUAGGACCACCAGGAUCGGGCAAAUCCACCUUGCUUUUAGCUCUUGCUGGGAAACUUGACUACAAAUCUUUGAAGGUCAGUGGUGAUAUUACAUACAAUGGCACAAACCUCAAUGAAUUCUAUGUAAGAAGGACUUCAGCAUACAUUAGCCAAACAGAUAACCACUUACCAGAGCUAACUGUUCGAGAAACAUUUGAUUUCGCUGCUAGGUGUCAAGGUGCAAGUGAGGGCAUGGCAGGGUGUAUGAAGGAAUUAACCAAACUAGAAACAGAAAAUAAUAUACGCCCAGCUCCGGAGAUUGAUGCUUUCAUGAAGGCAUCAUCUGUCGGGGGUAAAAAGCAUAGCAUUUCAACAGAUUAUAUCUUAAAAGUGCUUGGCCUUGACGUAUGUUCAGAAACUGUCGUCGGAAGUGACAUGCAAAGAGGUGUCUCCGGUGGACAAAGAAAAAGAGUUACUACAGGAGAAAUGAUUGUUGGGCCGAGAAAAACUCUUUUUAUGGAUGAAAUAUCCACUGGACUUGAUAGUUCUACAACAUUCCAAAUUGUAAAAUGUGUGAAAAAUUGUGUUCAUCUAAUGGAAGGAACUGUACUCAUGGGUCUACUACAACCUGCACCGGAGACAUAUGAGCUAUUUGACAAUAUAAUGUUGUUAUCUGAGGGAUAUAUGGUGUAUCAAGGCCCUCGAGAAGAUGUUUUGGAAUUCUUUGAGUCAUUAGGAUUCAAAUUGCCACCGCGUAAGGGUGUUGCAGAUUUUCUUCAAGAGGUGACCUCUAAAAAAGAUCAAGCUCAAUACUGGGCUGAUCCAUCGAAGCCAUAUGAGUUUAUUCAUGUUUCAAAAAUGGCAGAUGCAUUUAAAAAUUCUAGAUUUGGAAGGUCUCUAGAGUCAACACUUAAUGUUCCAUAUGAUAAAUCUCGGAUCCAUCCUUCAGCUUUGUCCAAAACAAAAUAUGCUGCAUCAAAAUGGGAACUUUUAAAAUCGUGCUUUGCACGAGAAAAACUACUGAUCACUCGGCAUCGUUUCCUUUACAUCUUCAGGACAUGCCAGGUGGCAUUUGUGGCAUUUGUGACGAGCACACUAUUUUUCCGAACAAGACUACAUCCUAGAGAUGAGAAUGAUGGCAACCUCUACCUCUCAUGCCUUUACUUCGGGGUGGUGCAUUUGAUGUUUAAUGGAUUUACUGAGCUACCCCUUAUGAUAUUUCGACUCCCAGUGUUUUACAAACAACGAGAUAAUCUAUUUCAUCCUCCAUGGGUAUGGUCUAUCGUCAGUUGGAUUAUACGUGUACCUUACUCUGUUUUUGAGGCUGUAGUAUGGUCUUGUGUUUCGUACUUCACCGUUGGUUUUGCCCCUUCUGCUGGGAGAUUUUUCCGCUUCCUGUUAUUAAAAUUUGUAGUACACCAAAUGUCAAUUGGUCUAUUUCGAACCGUGGCUGCUCUUGCUCGAGAUAUAGUCGUCGCCAAUACCUUCGGCUCAGCUGCACUUUUAAUUGUAAUGUUAAUGGGUGGAUUUCUUAUGCCUAAAGACCAGAUUAAGCCAUGGUGGGUUUGGGCUACAUGGCUAUCACCGUUACAGUAUGCGCAAAGAGCAAUAUCUGUUAAUGAAUUCACAGCCACGAGGUGGAAAAAGAUAUCUGCUACUGGAAACAAUACAGUUGGAUACAAUGUGCUUCAUUCACAUGCUCUACCUUCUGCUGGAUAUUGGUAUUGGCUUGGAGUUGGUGUGUUAAUAGGUUAUACCCUGCUUUUCAACAUCAUUGUGACUCUGGCCCUAGCCUACCUGAAUCGUAGGAUUCUUCUGAUAAUUCUUCCACAAAAUUCAAAAAAAAAAAUCUUUGCAGCUGAAAACGUAGAGUUGGAAUCGGCUUCUCCAUCUGCUCAGGGCAGUAGUAAGAGGGGAAUGAUUCUUCCAUUUGAACCAUUAGCAAUGACUUUUCAUAAUCUCAAUUACUUUGUGGAUAUGCCUGCGGAAAUGAGUGCACAAGGCAUACCUGAAACGAGAUUGCAGCUCCUCUCAAAUGUUAGUGGAGUAUUCACUCCAGGUGUUCUUACGGCCUUAGUCGGGUCCAGCGGAGCGGGAAAGACUACAUUGAUGGACGUGCUUUCCGGAAGGAAAACCGGUGGAUACAUUGAAGGGGAUAUUAAGAUAUCAGGAUACCCAAAGGUACAGGAAACAUUUGCCAGAAUUUCAGGAUAUGUUGAGCAAAAUGAUAUACAUUCUCCUCAAGUCACAGUUGAGGAGUCUCUCUGGUUUUCCUCCAGUCUUCGUCUUCCCAAAGAAAUUAGCAAAGACCAGAAAAUUGAGUUUGUUGAAGAAGUGAUGCGUUUGGUAGAGCUUGAUACACUAAGGAAUGCUAUAGUUGGUUUACCAGGUAGCAGUGGCUUAUCGACAGAGCAAAGAAAACGUUUAACUAUUGCGGUGGAGCUUGUUGCAAAUCCUUCCAUUAUAUUCAUGGAUGAGCCUACAUCUGGACUUGAUGCACGGGCUGCAGCAAUUGUGAUGAGAACUGUUCGUAAUACUGUUGACACUGGAAGAACUGUAGUGUGCACUAUUCAUCAACCCAGUAUUGACAUUUUUGAAGCAUUCGACGAGCUGCUGCUAUUGAAACGAGGAGGUCGGGUUAUAUAUGGAGGGAAACUUGGAGUGCGCUCGCAGAUUUUGAUUGACUAUUUCCAGAGCAUUGAUGGCAUUCCCUCUAUUCCUGAUGGAUACAACCCGGCAACCUGGAUGCUUGAGGUUACAAACCCUGCAGUAGAGCAGAGAACUGAUAGAGACUUUGCAGAUAUAUACCAAAAUUCUGAACAAUAUAGGGAAGUGGAAGGUUCCAUUACACGUUUGAGUGUUCCACCACCAGAUUCACAACCUUUAAAGUUUUCUUCCAUCUAUUCACAAGACCAACUGUCUCAGUUUCUGAUUUGCCUCAAGAAGCAAACUCUUGUGUACUGGAGAAGUCCACGUUAUAACUUGGUGAGACUGGUUUUCACAAUGGUGUGCGCACUAAUAUAUGGCUCCGUCUUUUGGGAUGUUGGUAACCAAAGGCAUACAACUAAAGGUUUGUUUAUGGUUAUGGGUGCCCUUUAUUCCUCAUGCAUAUUUCUUGGGGUCAAUAAUGCUUCCUCAGUACAGCCAAUUGUAUCCAUCGAAAGAACAGUAUUCUAUAGAGAGAGAGCAGCAGGAUUUUAUGCUCCAAUUUCUUAUGCUGCGGCCCAGGGUCUUGUGGAGCUCCCAUACAUUCUUGUUCAAACAAUUUUGUUUGGAGUCAUCACAUAUUUCAUGAUUAAUUUUGAAAGAACAGCCAGAAAAUUUUUUCUUUAUCUUCUCUUCAUGUUUCUUACCUUCACAUAUUUCACCUUUUAUGGUUUGAUGGCUGUUGGUCUCACACCUUCUCAGCAUACGGCAUCAGUCCUCUCUUCUGCCUUUUACUCUUUAUGGAAUCUCCACUCUGGUUUUCUUGUCCCAAAGCCAAGAAUUCCAGGAUGGUGGAUCUGGUUCUAUUACAUUUGUCCUGUUGCAUGGAGCUUAAAGGGUAUUAUCAGCUCUCAGCUUGGCGAUGUCGAAACCAUGAUUGUUGAACCAACAUUUAAAGGCACUGUGAAGGAGUAUGUAUCAACGUCCUUCGGUAUUGAUGUUGGGAUGAUGGGGCCUACAGUGGCAGUCUUACUCGGCUUUUGCAUUUUAUUUUUCAGCGUCUUCACUUUAUCAAUAAAAUUUCUCAACUUCCAAAAAAGAUAGAGCAAUGAAUUACAGAGCUAUGGUCUACAGUUUAAGUGGGACAAAGCAAAAUAGAUGCAUUAAAAGCAAGUAUCAUUCCCGACAUUCCUUAAUGACAUCUAUU